Messenger RNA from Serendipita indica DSM 11827, 1737 nucleotides. The record is from the annotation of a GenBank genome assembly. NCBI's taxonomy places the organism in Eukaryota, Fungi, Basidiomycota, Agaricomycetes, Sebacinales, Serendipitaceae.
AUGCUGGCUCCAAAAACAUGCACGAGGAUUACAGAAAUAUCCAGUAGAUGUAGCAAAAUAUCGUUGGGAACUACAGAAGCUCCUUGCGCACUUGCAAAACGCUCAUCUAAACGCUCCAUCAACCACUAUUCAUCCACGAGUGCGUUUGUCAAGCCGACCGUCAAGAAGCCCGCACAGGUUACUCGUGCCCUGGAUCGAAAAUCACCAUUAACAAAGGCAUUAAUGAGCUUAGAGAGAGCCGUAGAAGCAAAAGAUGCAUCACUGGCUCUACGCAUCUCUACUACCCUCAAGAUUCACGGCAUAAGGCCUACAACUCAGUUCUAUCGUCUGCUUAUGCAAGUCCUGACCGAAAAGGGGAUGAAUAGAGAAGCCUCGGCCAUCUUUGACGAUGCAAAGGCUAUAGGAAUCGAACCGGACCGCGAAAUGUGGAACUACUUGUUGGAGGCACGUGCACACGAUACGAUUGAAUUGUCCAAUGCCGUGGCGUCAAUGGUGAUGGCAAGGCACGAGCUCAAUGCCACCAGCUAUCGAGUACUGAUUCAGCACUACGCCAACACGCGUAACCUCCUCAUGUGUCUCCGCAUUCUCCAAGAAAUGAAGGAGAAGGACAUUACUCCUGACAUCAUAGCUGUCGAUGCCACCGUCGUACUCGCCUGUUCAAGCAACCUUACGCGGCUCGGGCACGGGUUGGCCAUCGACUAUGAGCAAAAGGCCACUAGACAGUUGCCCAUUUCAACAUGGACGCGAAUAUUAGCGUCUAGUGCCCAUACAUUCUAUACCGCGGGUAUACUCGAAGGGUGGCAACGAGUCGCAGGGGAUAAUAAAGUUACACCAGAUGAAGGGAUUUGUACCAUGGUGAUCAACGCCGCGGGUCUCGCUGGACACAGCGAGCUCUCGGAGAAGGCAGUCAAGGCAUUACAAACCCUCAAUGUCACCCUCCGGGAGCAUCACAUUGCACCAUGGAUGCUGGCUCUAGCGACCGAGGGAGACGUUUCAAAGGCACUCGACCUCUUCGACUUUAUGGAAAAGCACGGCGUCCAACCUACUCGCUUCACAACGCGGCCCCUGAACAAGCUCCUAACAAUUCCCGAGAACUUGGAAUCCUCACUUCACCACCUAAGGACCAGAGUGAAAAAUGGGGGCAACAAUCUCGCUGCGGCAUUCAAUUGUGUCUUAGGAGCGACGUUGCGGGAUCGUUCAAAUCGUACCAUUGCCUUGGGCAAGGAGAUGGAUGAGCUUAAGGUUGUACCGACAAUCGAUACAUUUAAUAUCCUCAUUCAUUCGGCUUGCCUCAGGCAUAAUGUGCCAGCGACCCACGCCUAUUUCGAGGAGAUUCUCUUACGUGGCCUAGUGCCUAACCAGGAAACGUAUGAGCGCAUCAUCGUCUUGCUCACCAGUGAGGUCGUGUACGAUGAUGCAUUCCUUUACCUCUACAAGAUGACUUCUGCGCACUUGGUUCCCUCCUUCGAAGUCUUGAUGGGAUUGGCAAAGAAAUGCUCUCUCAAACACGACGCACGAUGGAAGGAUCUUGUCAAGCAGAUGGAGAGGUACAACUAUGUGGUCAGCGACGAGCUCAUGAAUUAUCUUGCGGCUAAUGGAAAUGUCCGUCUUACGGAAAAUACGACAAGCGGAGACGAGGACCCGCCGAGCGGCUCGACAUAUUCUCCACUUCCCAUAGAUAUGAACGACGUCGACGAGGAGCUGGACAAGCAUUCAACUCGUAUAGACUUUGCAUGA